AUGGUCGGGCAGUUGCAAGCGCAACUGCAGAAGCAGCAGGCGGAGAAGCGGCAGGCAGCGGAGCCUGCUGAGGAUUUGGAUGGUGUAGCUUUAGAUGAGGAGCAGGAAGCUCAAGCAGAUGCCGAGCAGAUUCUGAAUGCACAAUCAGAGGUUAGUGCCGAAUCAGACAAGAAGAAGGCGGCCGGUUCCAAAGAGGCUGCCCUGCAACGCCUCCACUCAACCCACAACGAUGCUGCCCCUGCUGCCCCUGCUACCGCUGCUGCUGCCAGCAUGCAUGCACUGCCUGCUCCCCCCCCUGUGGCUGCUCCCUCUUUGGCUGCUCCCCCUUCGGAUGCUUCCCCGCCUGAAGUCAACUCGAAGACCCACAAGAAGGAGUACAUGAGACUGGAGCGGGCCGAGCUCCUCCGCCGGUGGGUGCAGAGUAAAGAGAACGUCCAGGCAUGUGAAUGCCUGAUCAAGGCCACGCGCCGGUCAACUUUGCAAGGCCAGAGAGUGGUUCAGUUAGUUGCCGUUAAAGACAUGGGCAAAGACCGCGACGCCCCUGGCAUCGUCGAAGAGACGAAGUACUGGGUGACCACUGCCGAGACUCGCACAGAUACCCUGGACAUCUCGCAGGAGCAUUCCAUGACGGUGAAUGCCACGGCCUCCCCGGAUGAUAUGUACAAUAUCAUGAAUGGCCCCGUUGUAGCAACCAGUGAGAUAAUUGGUGCAAAUGAGGGCCGAGGUGCUGAGAUGAAGAAGGAGAUUUCGACCAUCUCCGGCAUCCUCCUGGAUCUGCCGGACGAUGACCAGCUGAAGGAGGAUUUGGGCCAGAGCCAGGCAAAGCUGACCAAGCUGGCCAGGAAGCAUCUCGGCUCUGUUCAAGACCGCUACGACGAGCGAUGCGAUGGACCCCCUGUGUCACAGGAUCUGGGACACUGUGAUAUCUAUGGUAGCAAUGCCCUGGCUGGUUUUGAGUCGCGGGCUCUGCGCGAAAACGAAUUCCAUCAAAGAAUCAGAGCUCUGGGUGUUGCUCAUCAGUUCGAUGUGUCGUGGAAGAACAUACCGGUGCUGAAAGAGACACCUGGAGAAGCUGGUUUUAUGGCUAUCGAGCCCUGGCCUGUGAUUCUGCCCAGCACCAUUGCCCCCUACCAGCAUUACGGGGUUUUCCAUUUCCACUGUGUGGCCUACAAGGGAGAUAUGAAAUACCUUGUCCAAUCCUUGAAUUUGCAGCGACAUGCUACGCGGGAGGAGGCCAGCAAACCCGUUACAACCAACUCCCUCCAUAGGUUUGGCCCGGUGAGCGUUUAA
Messenger RNA from Symbiodinium sp. CCMP2456, 1290 nucleotides. The record is from the annotation of a GenBank genome assembly. NCBI's taxonomy places the organism in Eukaryota, Dinophyceae, Suessiales, Symbiodiniaceae.